Asparagus officinalis (garden asparagus) is the source of this 1427-nucleotide messenger RNA. Its product is annotated as L-type lectin-domain containing receptor kinase IV.3. Gene Ontology annotation, molecular function: carbohydrate binding. The record is from RefSeq and is a predicted model, not a curated record. The coding region runs from base 271 to 1275 and encodes 334 amino acids. NCBI's taxonomy places the organism in Eukaryota, Viridiplantae, Streptophyta, Magnoliopsida, Asparagales, Asparagaceae. The transcript has a single exon.
CGGGCUCGUGACCUGGAAUAAGUGCGCUCUUGAUGGUGAGAUUCUUCUAGGGUUUCGAGCUCUUCAAUUUGCUCCGUCUCCUGUUCCCCAAACCCUAAUUUCUCCCCCAAUUCGCAUCUCUGGCCCCCACCAACCCGAAUCUAACGCCCUCCGCGCUUCAUACCGUUCAGCCCCCAGCCGACGCCGGUGGAAAAAGAUCGCUUCUUUAGGUGAAAACCCUGGCAAAGGUCGAAUCUUGGGGCGAAAUCACCGAGCCUUCACGGUUGGGCCAUGGCGUCCUCGCUUGUUUCGAGGUUCACUGCUCUGUCGUUGCUUUGUUUGCUCGCUAUGAGGAGCGAAUCGGUUGGUGAGAGCUCCCCCUUUUCGUUUUCGUUCGGAAAGUUUGAGAAAGAUGGCCGCUUUGUUUCACGAGUUGCUCUCUACGGUGACGCUGAGGUGAGUAAUUCUGGGGUUUUGGCGUUCGGUAAAGGGCGGGUUAUGUGCAAGAGACCCAUUAGGUUCUUUGGGAUUAACCCUAACCCUGGGUUUUCGACCAGCUUCUCUUUCUCAGUCUCCGGCGGGUACGAUGGAAGUUUAGCUUUCUUGCUUGUCCCGGGCAAUUUUUCUAAGUUUGGGGUUUCGCCGAAGUUUCUCGCCGUGAAGUUUGAUGCCGAUGACAGUGGAAGCAGCAUUGCUGUUGAUGUUGGUGGUGAGAUUGCUGCGAGAAAUAGCAGUCCGUCUGAUUUCAGUUUGGCUUUGAGUAGUGAGCGAAGGUCGUAUGCUUGGAUUGAUUACGAUGGGGCUAGUAAGAUGCUAGAAGUGAGAGUUAGCAAAUCUAGGGGUUUGAGGCCUGAGAAAGCUUUGGUCUCAUGCCGAAUCAAUUUAUCGAAUGCUCUGUGGAGAGAUGCAAUGUACGUUGGGAUAAGCUCUUCUCCAAGGGGGAACUCUACCAAAACCAGUAAUAUCUAUUCGUGGAGCUUCGAGGUUAAGCACGGGGUCAAUUAUCAAAUGCAUUCCGAGCCUUUAGACCCCGAAUCGAUCUCGAUGCGGUAUCGUGAAGGCCCGGAGGCUUAUACAAGAAAAGGCUCUCCAUGGAAAAUUCUCGUGGCUUUGUUGGUUGGCGUUGUUUUCGGGGCUUUCAUAGCAUCCCUUGUGCUGUUCUUGCGGUCUAAAGCUGCUAAGAGGCAUCCAAUUACUCCUGUAGAGUAUCCUGAGCUUGAUGGUGAGAUAGGGAGCAAGGAGAUUGGAUUUGAUGAAAUCAAAGUUGUAGGAAGUGAUGCAAAGGAGAAAGCUUGAGGUGAGCAUUGUUGCGUUGUACAUCUGUGUCUCUGUAUGAUUUGUUUUGUACUUGUGUCGUCUUGUUAGCUGAUGGAAUUUGUAGCUUUUGUGCCAAGAUUUUACAAUUGCUAUGCUUUCCAUCAAGAAUAGAAAGUAUGGUAUUUUCCGGA